CAACAAACAAACGCGCAGUGAAGAAACAAGCUCAACGAACUAGAAACUGUUGCUUUGUUUCUUGCACGCACAUUCUCACCUGAAUCCAAAAAGAGUGGCUCAGUGUUCAUUCCGUUCCCUUUUCAUCGCUUGCUGUUGAAGCUAGCGCCAUUUUCUCUGAAACUGUUGUAUAAAAGCAAAGAAUUGUUUCCUGAAUCUUGUUCUGCAUAUAUCUUUUCCCAUCUGAUGGCUGAGGAAAGUGUUGAUGUACCAGUGAUCCCAGGAGCAACUAUGUCACAUGGAGUUGAACUAAGAAGGCACUCUUCUGGAAGAGCAAGUUCUGGGAAUGAUAAAGAAAAAGUUGUUCCACAAUAUCUCAGAGCCUCUACUGGCUCUUGUCAUGAUUUUUGCAAAUAUGGGGCAAGGAAGCAUGUGGUUGAAGCUAAGGAGGAGAGGCUUUCAAUACCUAAGAGAGCUGAAAGAAAACCACGUCAUCAUAGUUUAGAAAACAUUAAUGGUGGGAUCAUGACAUCAUUUACCAAGCUUAGAGCUUCCGCUGAUUCUGAGCCGACAAAGAUACCGAGGCGCAGACAAUCAGUUGAUUCUGUGCUCCACAUUUCUGUUGAAAAAUCAUCUGAGAUAGGAAAUGAAGCUGUGGUGAACAAAAACAUAACACCACUUGUCAAGGUCAAAUCAUCUCUGCUUCAAAACUCCCAUGUUUCUUCUAUCCACAGGAGGCAAGAAAUUUCAUCAAGUUUUAAGGUGGAAACUCCAUUAAUGCUAACUUCAAAGAGGGUGGAACCUACAUUGAAAUCAACUUCUGAGAGGGUGAAAACUCAUCAAAAAGCAGCUUCCCAGAUGGUCAAAGCUUCAUCCAAACACAUUUCCAAGACCGCAAAAACGUCAUCAGAGUUUGCUGAGAAGUAUGUGAUUUCCUUGAAUCCAGAUUCCAUUGCAACAAAGAAGGUAUCCUCUAAGAAUUCCUCAGGAAACUCAGGUGGCCAAAGGAACAGUGAGAUUAAAAAGGAAAAGAAGAAAGUCUCCUGCAAAGUUACUUCACCUUUAAGAGCUUCAUUUCCAUCCAAACCUCUCAAAAGCAUUGCAAGUAUUAAUGCAAAAAUGCGCAGGAGCCUGAAAAUUGUGUCUAGUCUUAAGAAUCAACCCAGGCCUAGAAAAGUUGAAGCUGAGGAACACAACAAUGAGGCUCAGGAAAAGACUUUGUAUGUCAUCAAGGUAGAAAGUGAAAAACAAGCUUUGCAGUCUGAUCAAAAUACAAGCCAGGAUAUUGAAUUGUCCCUCCCUCAUUCUUUGUCAUCACAUAAGUUGUCAUCUUCCUCAAUUUCUAAGCUCUCACCCCAAGAAGACCAGGAGGAAUCUGAAUCUGAAUCUCAAACCAGUGAAUAUGUAGAGGCAUUAGAAGUUGAAGAGAAUGGAAAGCCUCAAAAGGAUGGGAUUGUACCAGGCUUUGAGGGGAAAUUGGUUGAAACUAUGACUGAGAAGAGUAGUCUUAUGAGGCUUAAGUUCAGGAGAGGAAUAGUGUUGGUGGGAAAUGCUACUGAUAUUCAUGCUGAUGCUGACAACAUUGAUGGUGUAAGUGUAACUGAGAAGGUUGUUUUGAGACAUCAAGAUAUGCAGGACAAAAAAGAUGGGUUGGUUUUGUUCAACAAUGUGAUUGAGGAAACAGCAAGUAAACUUGUUGAAACUCAGAAGAGCAAGGUGAAGGCAUUGGUUGGAGCCUUUGAAACUGUGAUCUCUCUCCAAGAGAAAAAGCCUGUUGCUAACAGUGUCAAUUGA
Lotus japonicus is the source of this 1773-nucleotide messenger RNA. RefSeq lists its product as uncharacterized. The transcript is spliced from 2 exons. Gene Ontology annotation, molecular function: calmodulin binding. Bases 226 to 1773 code for a protein of 515 amino acids. The record is from RefSeq and is a predicted model, not a curated record. Lineage: Eukaryota; Viridiplantae; Streptophyta; Magnoliopsida; Fabales; Fabaceae.